GACUGAAUACUGGAAUGACAGAGAGCUUUUUUUAUCGCUGCGGAGGAGGUUACUAUUCAGAAGUGUCGAUUUCGCUGCUCUACAGAUUAGUGUAUCGCAAAUUAUCGCGGCGCCUCGCUUGUACGCAGGCAAGUUCGCGUCCCCUUGAUCCGUUCAGAGCUCUACACACAUAGCGGUUUUCCCCUAUAUGCUUCUGCGUGCUGCAAAAGGAAGGCAUUCUACGACCACAUAUGCAAUUAACACGCACCUGCCGAGAGUCUUGGCGGAGGUACCUCAGUUUGCCAUGAAGGUGCUGGGCGUGGAGUUCGCGCCGCUGAACGUGCCGCUCAAGCGACGGCUGCAGACGGCGAGCGUGCUCUACCUCGCGGUGUCCUUCGUGUUCGGAGGGUUCUUCUGGAGCGCCCUGUUUGCCUACGUCUUCUUCUACACGAGCUACUACUACAUACCGCUGCUCUACGCCAUCUGGUAUCUGUACGACCGCGACACGCCUAAGCGUGGCGGCCGCCAGAGUCGAUGGGUGCGCCAGUGGCGGCUCCUCAAGUACGCCGGCGCCUACUACCCGGCAAAGCUGGUCAAGACGAGCGAUCUGACUCCGGCCAGGAACUACAUCCUGGGAUACCACCCGCACGGCAUCAUGUGCAUGGGUGCCAUGUGCAACUUCGGCACCGAGGCCUCCGGCAUCGCCGACCUCUUCCCGGGCAUACGUAUUCACGUCCUCACCCUGAACGUCAACUUCAUGUUCCCAAUUCAGAGGGAAUUGCUGAUGUUUCACGGCCUGUGUUCUGUCGACAGACAGAGCCUCGACUGGAUCUUGACUAAGCAGGGAACGGGCAACGCCGCCGUCAUCGCGGUGGGAGGGGCCCAGGAAUCGCUCGAUGCCCACAAGGACAGCUACAUCAUCACUCUCAAGAACCGGAAGGGGUUCAUCCGAUGUGCUCUCAAGAGUGGCGCCGACUUGGUUCCUGUUUUCUCGUUCGGCGAGAACAACAUCUUCUACCAGCUGAAGAACCCGCGGGGCUCGUGGCUGCGAUGGCUGCAGGAGAAGCUGAAGAGCAUCACGGGAGUCGCCCCGCCCAUCUUUUACGGGAGAGGAAUCCUGCAGUACACGUGGGGAUACAUGCCGUUCAGGGAGAAGAUCGUUAGUGUCGUGGGCAGCCCUAUUCGUGUGGAGAAGAAUGAAAACCCCACCGAUGAGGAAGUGGACCUGCUGCACGAAAAAUACAUGGCGUCGCUGAGGCAGUUAUUCGAGGUCCACAAAGAACAAUAUGCUUCCAAAGAAUGCACUCUGACAAUCGUUUGAUUAAGCCGCAGUCUAGAGGUCAUUGUUACGAUUCAGCCACAACACAUCGCCAUGACGAAUGCAGGGAAGACAUGUGGCCGCAUCAAGCACGGCAAGCGCGUUUCAAUACGUAGGUUACAAGACCGGCUAUAUCUGUUCUAGUCACUAAAACGUUCACAAACUGCGAACGACGUUCAUUCUCAUUUUUCAGUUCACCAGACAGAUUCCUUUGCAAGACUGAAAUGCCAAGCGUGCUCGCAAGAUUCCUGUUAUGGGGAUGACUGCUUAACACUGUUCUUUGCAUUUGGUACCUGAUACAAAGGCUGCUAAUUAAACUAUUGGUUACAGCGGCUCACACGAAACAAUUCAUCAGGUAGGCCUCCAUUAAGGAGAUCAGGACUCCAAUAUAUGGUAUUCAGCAUUGUCGCACGGCGAAGGAAGAAUUCAUUGCGAUUUUUGUAGUAGCGCACCAAUUCAGGCAAUAGAGGCAAUUCAAAAUUACGCAAUAAGUGCACGCAAGGGAAAAUUACUUGGAAGACAAGAAAAUUGUCUUCGUACGUGGGUAAGGUUAAUUGCUCUAAAGUAUCUUAGAGCGGGUAUAUGCGGUAAAUAGAGCAACACAGUUGUAUUGAGACAUCCUGAUAAGCUGAAACCUCGCUACCAGCGCUUUCAUUUCUGUUUCAAGAAAUUCUGCCUUACUGGGUUGCGACGCAAAGAUGAAGUUUGCUAGCGUCUAAUCAUCAUCACGCAGUAACACCUAAAUCACUGCCAUAUUUAACAAGUGCCCCCCCCCCCCCCCCCCCCAAAAAAAUAAGAAGAUAUUGUAAAGUAAGAACAUUGACUGAGUAAUCACGGUGGAAAGAUGCCGUUUUAACCAGAAAAAAGCGCAUAAACACACGCAAGAGAGAUGCUGCUUUUUCUUGUCGAAGGAGGUGAAUGACACAUUACACAACUGGUAUCACAGGCGUCAUUGUGACCCUUUUUCUUCCCCUCUUCCCCUUCCCUUACGUAGAGUAGCAGGCCAGAUGCUCCAUUAUCCGGCCGACCUCUCUACAUUUCCAAUCAUUAAAAUACUUCUUCUUCUUCUUGUCGAAGAGUAAUGGCAAGCACAAGAAAGAGACAUGUGUACGAAAGCUCUAAAGUCAUUCUUUAUUUUAUAAUAGAAAACGGGAGUGAGACUUGUCCGUACAUGCUCUGACUAGCAUGUAUUGCGAGCAUCAGCCCUACGUCGGUGAUUUCGCAAAUAAAGGCUUUUUUUUCGGCACCACAGGCUCAGUUACCAACCUUAAAAAAGUUCCCCUCGAAGAAUACAUAGCAAACUGACUCCCUCUUUAAGAUCUGUGUGCUUUAUAUUCUCCGGUUUGCACAUCACUUACAGGCUACUGGUGCAAUUAAACGCUCAGCGGUAUCCUUAGUGGCAGUCUUAGGGGCACCUGCUUUGUCGAAGGCAGUUGGGUUUAACUUUUCUCCCGGCACUGAUAUACUUAGGUUUUCCUUUGAUGCUCAGUUUAUUAUUAUUGUUAUUAUGUUUUAUACAUUAGCUCAUCCCUUGGCAUCACAAAUUUUCUACGCGUCAUAGUGGAGUCCUGUCUCCCGCGUUAGACGGUUCCAGAAAGAGCGCGUGUGUGGCCCAUGAGUCUCGUUGGGUAACAUGUAGGGGCCACUCGGGAUGCGGACUCACACGGCACAGGGGACACAUUGACGGAGGGUUAAAGAAAUUGGGGGGGGCUUUACGUGCCAAAACCACGAUAUGAUUAUGAGGCACGCCGAAACGGGGAACUAUACUGAUUAAUUUUUGGCCAGCUGGCAAUGGUGCACUUAAAUGUAAGUGCACGGAUUUUUUUUUUUUUUUUGCAUUUCGCCCCCAAUAGAAAUGCGGCAGCUGCGACCGGGAACGAGCCCACGCCACUUCGAGCUCGAGAAGCACUACGGCAUAGUCCCUUGGGACUAUGGCGUAGCGCUUCAAGAUUUAAGAUAUGCUAAUUUCCGUGAAAUUUGCCGGAUUCGAAAUAAAGUUGUUUCCAUCCAUCCAACUGCGAAGCAGCUGGGCAGAACCAAGGUAACGUUGUUUGCCGGCGCUUGGAGAUACUCAGAUUAUUUUUUUGCAUACCGCCUAAUUAAAUAAUUAGUCUUAAUUAAUUAAUCACUUUAUCAAAUAUUAAAUUUAGAUUAAUAGCGUCAAUCAGAGAAAUGUAGAGCAACGUGAGAAACUUCCGAUACAGCUUUGUGUUGCUCAAUACGUGCUACGUGAAAGUGUUUUUGCCGAGCAGGAAAGAAGCCCGCGAAUACACGCAAAGUACCUGGAGCGACCGGUCGCGCGGUGAUUUGGCGCGCUGCCUAUCGCGAUCUCCCGAUUAGAGACAGUCGCGCUGCACAUCGCUCCGUUUUGAACGUGCCGCACGAAAAAGAUUCUCCGCGCCAUCCGAUAUAUUGCGAAAUGGAAACACGUGUAAUGCUGCGCUCAAAUUUCGCAUUAGGGAGUAGCGUAAUCGUCGGUGAACAGCAGGCUGCGCGUUACGUUGUAUAGCUUCCCACGCUGCUCUCUAAUUGAGACAGCCGCUAAACCAUUUUGCGUGACGAUAUUUAGGUAAUUUAGGAAUUUAACGCAACGGCCGUGGAAUAAUACAUUAUAUUUGGCCUUUCACACCCGCCGUGGUUGCUUAGUGGCUAUGGUGUUCGGCUGCUAAGCGCGAGGUCGCGAGAUCGAAUCAUGACCCCGGCGGGCGGAUUUCGAUGGGGGCGAAGCGCGAAGCUUCGCGUUUCGCCCCAAUCGCCCCCAUCUUACACGGGCGUCUAGACGCCCGUGUAAGAUUUAGGUACGCGCUAAAGCACCCCAGGUGGUCAAAAUUAAUCCGGAGUACGCCACUACGGCGUGCCUUAUAAUCAGAUCAUGGCUUUGGCACGUAACACUUUUUUUUUCAGCGCCUUUUAUGUCACGUGACUUCAAACAGCAGGCCCACUUAGUAGAGAGAUACGCGUUAACGCCGGUCGGACGCAUUUGGCGCCAUGGUAGUUGGCAUGUUGUUGACCUGCUACUGACGACGCAUGCGUGGCCUGCGCGUGGGGAUUUUAGGAGGCCUCCAGAGAAGCGCAGUGGGUCUUGUUCCAAAAGUGACGAAACAAGGUGAACGCUCAGCCGGUUCUAUAUACAGGAGUUACGUGCGCAGCGUUCUGGCUUCAACUACGGGCAUCAGCGUUGUGCGCACACAAUAGCGUUCGUGAUGAGCAGCUGUGUGCAAGUACCGCACCGUGUUUGAACGUAAGGCUAAAUUUAUGUAACAAUUUAUUUGGACGGUGACUAACGUCGACGUCUCUUCUAGUUCUUUAAUCACAACUCGUGCCUCAUCGACACACCAGCGUUCUGAGGCGCCUUCAGUGCAACGUUAAACCUUGCUAUCGCUGUCAAGGCCUCGUCUUCUGGUAAGACUGACAAUUUAUAGCGCCUCAUUUUGCACCUUCUAAUUCUAUUGCGGAACGUCUGUACGGGACCUGGGAGUGACUAGACUAUAGGUGCUCGUAAAGUGCAAUCGAGAUACUUAAAAUGUGCAACGAUGUGCAUCGAUGUUCGAGAUGAUAUGUUCCUGUAUUGUGUGAAAUACUGGGUGCAGAACUGUAGCUAGAACAGCGGUGCAUUUCACGACACGUGUUCUGUCUGUAUUUCUUGGAAGUGGUUCUAUAGGCGCAAAGUUUCUAGCAAAAUGGUAUGCUAUAAGCAACUGGAUUGACUUCCAUUCUGCGGUUGAAACAUUCUACCUAACGAGUAUAAUUAAAAAGUAAAGAUGUUUUCAUUAUUAAUACAAGUGCCGCACAACGUUUGAUUUUCUCAAACGCAUUCGGUUACUAAAAAAAUUAGCACAAAAAUGUCGCUUCAGAAUAAAUUUUAGCUGAUGUCAGUGACUCUGGGUGUAUUAAUUGGUUUUGCCAUAGGUAUAUCUUGUAUCUGAAGAUACACGAUACUUCGUAUGAUGUAUUGAAGUUACAGAUACUGAUACAUGUAUUGUAUCAUGAUGCAGAUACAAGAUACCCAAAGAGCAUUCUUAAGAUAGUAUCCAAGAUACAUAAAUCUUCGAUACUGCCCAGCCCUGCAUCUACGAAGGUGGCUAUGUGCAUAAUAAUAUACCGUGCGAUGAUGUUGAUGGACAUGUAUGGUAUUACUAACUUGUUGCUCGGCUUUUUCAUACUCGUCAUGAUGUAAAAGAUGCGAAAGAAAUGAAGAUGUGAUAAAGCAGCGCAAGCAAUCUCUAAAAACUUCCUAGCCGUCAAGACAUGUUCAUUCACCGUUUGCGGUUCGGUACCGCGCGUUCUACAAAAACACUUUCUACAUAAACUUUAAACAGCUGAUAGUCCGGAAUGCACUUUUGGCCACGCGGAUGAGGAUGUACAGCAUGUUCUUGUAGAAUGUCCGCGAUACGACACACACACACACAGACAACGCUUAGCACGUGAUUUAGUGGCAUUAGAUAGCAGGUCUUUCAGCCUCGGGAAGAUCUUAGGCUCUUGGCCAGCACAGUCAUUGGAAAGACGAGCCUUACUGGCCCUUCAAACGAGCAGUAUUCUCGGGAACUAUGGAGUAGAGUGUUUAAAUGGGAUAAGCGCAUUCUAUAGCUUUUCUUUUCUUUUUUGGACUCGACUUUGUCCAAUUCAAUACCUGGGUUUAUGUACCUUCUCAUGAAUCUAAUCCGUGAUUUCUUAUGUGCCCUGAUUUUAGUCUAGUUAUGUGACCGGAUUUUGUGUUUACUUUAGCGCACAUAUGUGACUGGACUUAGUGUUGCAGUGUUUAUGAGUUGACUUUCAGUUUUAGUGUAGCAUUAGUCUACUUAUGGGACUGGAUGAUGAUGAUGAUGAAAUAAACUUUAUUUAGUUGGUGUUA
Messenger RNA from Dermacentor andersoni, 6149 nucleotides. Its product is annotated as 2-acylglycerol O-acyltransferase 2-A-like. The record is from RefSeq and is a predicted model, not a curated record. Gene Ontology annotation, cellular component: endoplasmic reticulum membrane. Gene Ontology annotation, biological process: triglyceride biosynthetic process. NCBI's taxonomy places the organism in Eukaryota, Metazoa, Arthropoda, Arachnida, Ixodida, Ixodidae. Gene Ontology annotation, molecular function: diacylglycerol O-acyltransferase activity.